AUGGCUCCUAUGGCUCCUCCGUUGGUUUAUCUCCUCCCGCUCAAUGAUGCUGGUGCUCCUGCUAUUGCUGGGGAUUUUAUCAAUCUACCUCCUCCACGUACGCCAUAUGUUCUGCGGUUUUCAAUCGAGGGUGCCAGUUCCAUCUGUCGUCAAGGCAGCCUUUGGAUCAACGUUCCUGAGAAAGAUAAGGAAUUUGAACGUGAAAAUUUCAGAGAAUACAAGCUAUCUCCAUCGUUCUCUCGCACUCUACACAUCGAUGUCCCUAUAACACGAGCGGGUACCUUUGGUUAUUACUUGACCUAUACCCCACUUCCUCCAUUCAGUUCAGCGCCUUCGCCUGAUAGCUCGACGAAACCGAUCAAGACUGAUAUCCGGUACUUCACCGUUUCUCCGUGCCUCGCAAUCAACAACAAGCCCCUUCCUCUCGAUGCCCUCUCAAUAUUCUCUGUUAUAUCAAAAUGGCUCGGACCAGUUGAAAAAUGGGACGAUCACAUGAAGUACAUCGCCGACAAGGGAUACAACAUGGUUCACUUUACCCCAAUGAUGCAUCGGGGUGCUUCGAACUCGCCUUACAGCAUUUUCAAUCAAUUAGCUUACGAUCCAGAGGCGUUUCCCAACGGAACUGAUGAUAUCCUUGCUAUCGUAAAAACGAUGGAAAAGCAACAUGGCCUUCUUAGUCUUACUGACGUUGUUUGGAACCACACCGCACACAACUCUGAAUGGCUACAAACUAACCCAGAAGCCGGUUAUAAUCUUGUUACAGCCCCUUGGCUAGAGGCGGCCUAUGAACUCGACACAGCACUAUUGGAUUUUGGUAGUAAACUCGAGCUUCUAGGAUACCCGGCCGAGCUUGAGACCAAAGACGAUCUACUCAAGGUCAUGGAGGGUGUAAAGACCCAUGUGAUCGGGGCGCUGAGGUUAUGGGAGUUCUACGCCCUGGAUGUGAAAGCAAACGCAGAAGCAGCUUUAGAGAUUUGGACGUCUGGGAAGUCAACCCUCUCAAAGUUUGCAGGACAAUCAGACCACUCGAAGGAUCUUUCGCUAUACGAUAAAGCCCAACUUCUUUCUAAGCAUGGACUUAUCGGUGGAGAUAGACUUGGUGAAAGAUACCGCCGCAAAAUCGACCCCGAGGUCGGAGCAGCGUUCCUCGAGCUAGAAUUUGGGAAAUCUUCAGGUAAACCCGAUGCCGAAGAGAUCGAGAAGGUAAAGAGCGAGUAUACGAAGGUCCUAGAUGAGCUCAACCUUCCUUACUACAAGGAAUACGACGAAGAUAGCUCCGAAAUCCUUGAGCAAUUAUAUAAUCGUAUUACAUACCUCCGCGUCGAUGCCCACGGACCCAAGAUGGGGAAAAUUACCAAAGAAAACCCAUUGAUAGAGACCUACUUCACCCGGCUCCCCAAGAACGAAAAAACGGCAAAACACGAUCCAAAGAGCCUGGCAUUGGCUAAUAACGGCUGGAUUUGGAACAAUGUCGCAGACUUUGCAGGUCCCAAUUCUAGAUCUUAUUUACGCCGUGAGGUCAUUGUUUGGGGAGACUGCGUGAAACUUAGAUUUGGAGAGAAACCUGAGGACAGCCCAUUUCUUUGGGAUUUUAUGGUCAGAUAUACCAAGCUCAUGGCUCAGUGCUUUCAUGGGUUCCGUAUCGACAAUUGUCACUCAACUCCUCUUCAUGUUGGGCAGUAUCUACUCGAUAUUGCUAGGCUAGAGAGAAACGACUUAUACGUUGUUGCAGAACUUUUCACCGGAAGCGAAGAUGAAGAUAGAAAAUUCGUCGAAAGACUUGGCCUUGGAAGUCUUGUCCGUGAAGCUAUGGUUGCAUGGGGCCCCGGAGAGUUGUCAAGACUUGUUCAUCGCCAUGGUGGGAAGCCGAUUGGGAGCUUCGAGCAAGAAUUCAUUAUUAGAGGCAGUGAAAAGACAAAUGGGGAGGCAAAUGGGAAUGCCAACGGUGGUCGCGAUGGAAGAGAAGUGAUCAAGGCAGUUACGGCAAGCCCGAUACAUGCCCUUUUCAUGGACUGUACCCAUGACAACGAAACUCCAACCCAGAAGAGAACACCGCAAGAUACUCUUCCCAACGGAGCCUUAGUAGGGAUGUGUGAUUGUGGUAUUGGUUCGGUCAUGGGUUACGACGAAGUCUAUCCGAAGUUGUUGAAUUUAGUGACUGAACCAAGAGUUUACUACCCACCACCUGCCCAGCUAGACGAAAAGACUCCAGGUAUCGGAAAGGUCAAGGCCCUCAUUAACCGUAUCCACGAAGAGAUGGGCCGAGAUGGUUUCACUGAGAUGCAUGUCCACCAUGAGGGGGAGUACGUCACUGUCCAUCGGGUACACCCUAAAAGCCAUAAGGGUUAUUUCCUUGUAGCACAUACAGCGUAUAACUCAGGAGAUGCCCGAGGGGACUUCAACCCGAUCGUUCUUAAUGGGCCGAAGGUUAAAGUUCUCGGUAGCUGGAAGUUAAAGGUCAACGACGCUGAAGAGGCAAAGGCCACGGUCUUGGAAGAUCCAAAGUACCUUAUUGGGCUUCCUGCGGAGGUAGUGGACUUAGAAAAUCCGGCUAUCGAAGAGAAGGGGACUACGACAACAAUCACCAUCCCGGAAAAAUUCCCCCCAGGAAGUAUCACUCUACUAGAGACAUGGAUUCCGGGAAUGGAGGGUGAAGCCCUGGAUAAGUUUGUAAUCAGUGGGGCAGAGGAGGCAUUUGCUAAUACAAGCUUGGCUGAACUCAACUUUAUUCUGUACCGUGCAGAAUCCGAGGAGAGGGACUCGAGUGGGAAUCAGGACGGUUGCUAUAAUAUCCCUAACUUCGGACCCUUGGUUUAUGCUGGGCUUCAAGGUUGGUGGUCCGUAUUGAAGGAUAUAAUCAGAAAUAACGAUCUUGCACAUCCCCUUUGCCAACACCUUAGGGAGGGGCAGUGGCCGCUUGACUACAUAGUUGCCAGAAUGGAAAGGCUAGAGAAGCAGGGUCAUAAAGGACUAGCUGGGCCGACACAAUGGCUCAAAGAGAGAUUCGACAGAAUUAGACAGGUCCCUGGAUUUCUGCUUCCUCGAUACUUUGGAUUGGCCAUCCAAACGGCAUAUACCACAGCUGUUGAGAGAGCCACCAAUCAAUUCACAAAUGACAUCAACCAAGGCACGGAAUUUCUCAAGGGACUGUCAUUGGUCUCUUUACAAAUGACUGGAUUCAUGAAGUCUACUUCGUUAUGGCCAAAUAAGGAGGUCGCUUGUAUGGCUGCUGGUUUACCUCAUUUUUCAUACGAUUACAUGCGUUGUUGGGGUAGAGAUAUCUUCAUCUCAAUACGCGGUCUCUAUCUCGCAACUGGCCGCUACGAGGAUGCAAAAGAACAUAUCCUGGCUUUCGGCUCCGUACUUAAGCACGGGAUGAUCCCGAAUCUCCUUGAUAGCGGACGCAAACCACGAUACAAUGCUCGUGAUAGUAUUUGGUUUUACCUCCAAAGUAUACAGGAUUACAUCGAAAUGGUUCCGAACGGAGUUGAUAUCUUGAAGGAAUCAGUUAAACGGCGUUUUUUGCCCUAUGACGAUACUUGGUUCGACUACGAUGAUGAGCGGGCCUACAGCAGGGAAAGCACAAUUGGGGAGAUCAUCCAGGAGGCACUUGAGAGGCAUGCACUGGGUUUUGGCUUCCGUGAAGCAAACGCCGGGCCAGGCUUGGACACACAAAUGAAAUAUGAAGGUUUCUGGGUUGAGGUUAAGACAGACUGGGAAACCGGUUUUGUGAAAGGCGGCAGCCAAUGGAACUGCGGAACUUGGAUGGACAAGAUGGGAGAGAGUGAAAAGGCGGGGAACAAAGGAUAUCCUGGUACCCCAAGAGAUGGAUCAGCAGUUGAAAUCAUUGGCCUCUUGUACAGCACACUCAAAUGGGUCUCAGAGCUCAAAGCCCAGGGGAUAUACAAGUGGGACAGCGUUAAGACCAGCGAUGGGCAAGUGAUCACAUUCAACGAAUGGGCGGAUAAAAUCAAGAAAAAUUUCGAGAGAUGCUACUACAUUCCGAAAAACGCCGAUGAUGAUAAAAACCAUGUUGUCAACCUAGCAUGUGUUAAUAGAAGAGGUAUCUAUAAAGAUUUAUUCGGUGGAGGGAAAGAAUAUGAAGAUUACCAACUCAGGCCAAACUUUGCGAUCGCUAUGGUUGUUGCUCCCGAUCUUUUUGACCCUGAUCAUGCGCUAGGGGCAAUCGAGAUUGCAGAUGAAGCGCUGAGGGGGCCUACUGGUAUGGCCACGCUUGAUCCUACUGAUCGCAACUACCGGCCGUACUACCGUAAUUCGGAAGACUCAGAUGACUUCGCUACCUCAAAGGGACGCAACUAUCAUCAAGGCCCGGAAUGGAUUUGGCCUACUGGCUACUUUCUGAGGGCGAUGCUGAAAUUUGAUCUGCAGCGAAAGAAGACGAAGGAAGAAAAACUUGAGACACUUCUUCAGAUCAAUUUAAGGAUGGACGGCUGUCGCAAGGCUCUCUAUGAAAAUCCUUGGGCUGGUUUGGCUGAGUUGACGAAUAAGAACGGAGAGUUCUGUUAUGACUCGAGCCCUACACAGGCGUGGUCAGCUUCAUGCUUAAUCGAUGUGUAUCACGAUGCUGCAAGGAUCGACUUAUCAAAGUAA
Molecule: messenger RNA, 4611 nt
Organism: Morchella sextelata
Lineage: Eukaryota; Fungi; Ascomycota; Pezizomycetes; Pezizales; Morchellaceae
Exons: 8
Coding region: 1-4611 (1536 amino acids)
Biological process (GO): glycogen catabolic process; glycogen biosynthetic process
Molecular function (GO): 4-alpha-glucanotransferase activity; amylo-alpha-1,6-glucosidase activity
Source: RefSeq, a predicted model, not a curated record